GCCCGACGACGACGGCAGUUCCUGUCCACCUGUCGGCCACGACAAACGCCGGUGCACCGAUAACGUCGUCGCAGCACGAAACCCGCACGAUCGCACGUGGUCGACUGCGCACGCACACACCUGACACUCGUCGUACUUGAAUUAUUUAUCAUUAUUGUUAUUAUACCGUUAACCGUCCGGUUGAAUAUCCUUAAUAUUGCAAUAGUAUAAAUAAUUACAACCGAGAUACGGUGGACAGGCUGCACCUCGAGAGGCGAUUUUUAUCUCGGUCCCAUAAAUCGACAACAUUUAUAAUAUUUAUAUUAUUGYAAUUAAAUCUAAACGAUAACAAUAAUAAUAUCACAGUAAAAUAAUAUAUCACAGUCCCAGAAUACACGUAUCGCGUCCCGCGGGAUAAACGCAAUUCCAGCCGAGCCGAACUCGAUAUCAUGCGGCGUCGUACCGCAGCAGCAGAAGCCGUCGUCKGUGCCGCGGCGGCCGUGUUCUUCGCGCUGAUCGGCGCCGUUGACGCGGGCAGCUGCUUGGAAGCUAAGCUAUGCUGUCCCGGCCGCGACUCGGCGUGCGUCGUCCAGAAGACACCCAUCAACGCCAUCAUCGAGGAUCCCACGGACAAGCCGUGCUACUGCGACCACGCGUGCCUCAAGCUCGGCGACUGUUGCACCGAUUUCAAACCCGCUUGCGGAGGAGAGAAACAAAUUGGUGUGUUUCAAUAUAAAAAUGGUGAUUUAAAAAAAAAUUACAAAAUUGUGGUUGUUUAA
Molecule: messenger RNA, 758 nt
Organism: Diuraphis noxia (Russian wheat aphid)
Lineage: Eukaryota; Metazoa; Arthropoda; Insecta; Hemiptera; Aphididae
Product: somatomedin-B and thrombospondin type-1 domain-containing protein-like
Source: RefSeq, a predicted model, not a curated record